UCAUAAAGCUACAUUUUGGUUCCUAUCUGUGAACUCAGGCGAGUGAGAGAGAAACGCCUAUUGCAAUUUCCAAAAAAAAAUUCGUAACAACUUGAAACGAACGCAUUUGUGUCGGUGAAUAUUAAAAAAAAUAUAAACGAAAACAUAAAUCGCAUAAUGAACACAAAAACUGUCGUAGCAAAAAAAAAAACCAGCAACUUGUGGGCUGAUACUCCCUCUAGCGGCAAUCAGGAAGCAGUUCUACAAACUCCUUGGACUACAUAUCCCAUGACGCAAAGCUGCGGGUCUUUCAAACAUGGAGGAGAGUGAACGGAAAGUGACGGACAGAUGCUCUGCAACUGAAAACCGCGGUGAUAUUAUGAACCCCAGUUCGCUUCGGGACCCAGACGAGGAGCAGAGCGAAGAGCCCGAAGAUGACCUGAAAGUUAAGCUGGAUGUCAGCUCGGAUAAGUUUGAUCCGUUGUUGGCGCUUUACUGUCCCGAAAUCUCGCUGCCGUACCCCAAUGUGAAGUGCUUCAACAACAUCGCUCAGUAUGAAAGUUUUCUCAGAGGGGGCAGCGGCAGAGCGAAGCCGCAGAACGUGGCGAAAAAAAACAGGAAAGCCAAGAAAGGCGUACCGGACCCAGAGAGGAUCGAGAGGCUAAAAAAGUUGAUGGUGAAUGCGCCGACGGAGGAGGGAGCUGGGGGCCGCCAGAGACCGCCAAGAAAAACUAGGGCUCCCAAAAAUGUUCUGACCAGAAUGGCCGUUCACGCUGGGAGCCCCCUGGGAGAGCUGUACCGCUGUGUCCAAGAGAAGAUCCGGGUCAAAGUUCACAUCCGCACUUUCAAAGGGCUGAGAGGAGUCUGCAGUGGGUUCCUGGUGGCCUUUGACAAGUUCUGGAACAUGGCUCUGGUGGACGUUGACGAGACCUACAGGAAGCCCCUGCUGGGGGAGGCCUUUCACCACGAGCGUGCUCUGACUGUCACCAGGCUGUUCGACAGGCUGAAGCUGCAGGAAUCCCCGGAUUUCGGGGCGCCGGAGGAAAGGAGCGGAGGGGCCCCGCCGAGGACGCGGGAGUCCAGGACCGCCGGCGAGCCCCCGCCGGCUGGGGAGCACACGCCGGCCCGCCAGCUGCGCGGGUCGCCGAGGAAGAAGGCGUGUGGCGGACCCGGCAAGGAGAGGGAGGGGCCGGGCCUGGGAGGAGCGCAGGACACGGCUCCGGGUCCGCGGACUGAACCAGAGAGCGGGACACAGGGCGGGGGAAGACAGCCCAAGCCCAGAGUGGACUACCAGCAUGUACACAGAAGGCACGUCAACCAGCUCUUCAUCCGGGGAGAAAAUAUACUGCUUGUCAAUUUAGAACAGUAGGUAUAAAGAGAACGUCAGGUCACCGGAAAACCGAAUCAAAUGGAGUUUUAUGACGUUUACCACCUACAUUAAACGGAUUUAUAGGCUGAUUGCGGCAUCCCGUGUUUUCAGCGGCGCUGGCCGAACAGCUAGCCUCCCGAGUCGGGAGCAGUACGUCGCUCCUGGACGGGGGCGGGACACCGGGGCGGAGCAGAGCGGCGCCCUUCUCUCGCACAUCGGCCUGGUCCACGCACGGCGAAACGCGCCGCCGUGCUGCUAUUCUGUGGAGUUCCGUUUCUGACUUUCUCACGGAGGAGAAAAAGAACGUUCACGCGUUGCCUGAAGUGAGACCACACGGCAAUGAGAAAUUAAAGAAAAUAAAAUGACAUGCAGCAACAAAGCAAAGUGCUAAAAAUAAAAAAAAUGUGUGAAGAUAUUUACGGAUUUUUUUGAAGAAACCUGGGGUAUUAUAAUAAAAUGUCUUUCUACCCUUAAUGCUUCCGGUUAUGAAGGUUUUAAAAAUUGCUAUUGGUAUAUAAGGGUUAAAUAAAAUGGUGAAAACUAGAUGAAUAUCUAAGAAUUAUUUGAAUGAGGCCAAGCCAGUAGAUUAUUGUUUCAUAAACGUUUUAGUGGUGAUUCCCAUGUAAUUAUCAUUUACCCAGGGUGGGGAGAUUUGAUCCGAAUUCGUUUUUCUUGUCUGUUCCAGACGCACUAGCUUUUUAAUGAAGAAGCCCUUUCACGCCCCCCGCUGAGCUCCCUGCAGUUAGUGCUGUCAGCCAGCAGAGGGAGCGAGGUACUGACUUUUCUAUUUUCUACGCAAAUUCCUUUUUUUAAGAGUGCUAGCUUGCUUCAAGCCCCCAAAAAGUGUCGUUUUUUUUCAAAAUUCGCUAUAGGAUGUCAGCUAUGCGCGUAUACCGUAAGU
Lepisosteus oculatus (spotted gar) is the source of this 2249-nucleotide messenger RNA. RefSeq names its product LSM11, U7 small nuclear RNA associated (gene lsm11). Gene Ontology annotation, cellular component: U7 snRNP. The record is from RefSeq and is a predicted model, not a curated record. Gene Ontology annotation, molecular function: U7 snRNA binding. Gene Ontology annotation, biological process: mRNA 3'-end processing by stem-loop binding and cleavage. Lineage: Eukaryota; Metazoa; Chordata; Actinopteri; Semionotiformes; Lepisosteidae.